ACAUGCUCAAUCGAGUCGUGACAUGUGAACCCCCGAAGUCGCCGCACGGCGAUCCGAUGCGUUGUGCCGAGGUGACGCGACCCCAGUUCCUAGCACCUCAAUGUAGCACAUCAUCCCGGCUCCGCUGGAGAGCAUCAUGCACGAUAGUCUUUGCCGCGUCUCUGGGCUGCGCACGCGACACUCAUCCCGGAAACAGUCUUGACCCGCGCCCUGAUAUAGUUGUCUCGGCUCCUGGAUGAGCUGAGACCUGCGACUGUCGCCCCACCGGGCACUACAGACGUUCGCCAUGGCCGACUCAGUAGAUCGAGUCUUUAGCCAUGCGCUCAACACAGUAAACAAGAUCCGCACGGGGUCGCAGAAGCCCCCCUCCACCACCCGGUUACGGCUGUAUGGGCUGUACAAGCAGGCCAUGGAGGGCGACGUUGACGGCAUCAUGGACCGCCCCGAGGGCAGCGGCGAGCAGGAGCUACGGGCACGGGAGAAGUGGGACGCUUGGAAACAGCAGAACAAUCUCUCUCGCACUGAGGCAAAGCGCCGCUACAUUACCACCCUGAUCGACACCAUGCACCAGUACGCUUCGCCGUCGCCCGACUCGCGUGAGCUCGUCGCCGAGCUCGAGUUCGUCUGGGACCAGGUCAAAUCCAACGUCCCCUCUUCGUCGUCGUCGUCGCCUCUCCAGACCAUUGACCAGGUAGGCACAGGCAUGUCGGCGUCGUACUCGGCCCUCGAACGCCAACGCGGCUCCAAGGAUCCGGACGAGUACUCCGACCAGAACGAGGACCAGCCCCUUCAAAUCAAGUCGCCCAUGUCGCAGAGCGAGGAAGAGCUGGAAGCUGAGGAAGCCGAGAUUGACCGCGACGAAUUCGUCGAUGCACCAGACUCGCAGUACGCACUGGAAGUCUACCGCCGUGGCGCAAUGGACCACAACCUCUCCGAAGCCAACACCCAACCGCCCUCCAAACCCCCUAAAUCCCGCCGCCAAACGCCAGCCUCCCGCCCCAUCUCUCGCCGUACCAUCGAACCCCCUGGCCCCGGCACACCCACUCCUCGCCCACGCAUGCGCCACAUCAUCCCGCAACCCAUCCCCCUCCCGCCCUCCUACAAUAACGCAAAGCCCGAUCCGGACCCCCCCUCCGCCGCAGACCUCAAGUGGCGCAAGCGCAUCGAAACCUCCCUCAUGAAAAUGACCGCCGAAGUCGCCGCGCUCCGCGAGCAGCUCGAGGCUCGCCGCCUGUUCCAGCACCGCGUGCACUACCGCUUUUUCCGCGCGCUGUGGCGUUUCGUAUGGGCUGGCGCCAAGCACGUUGCUGUUGAUCUGCUCGUGCUGGCGCUGCUACUGGCGUGGAUGCGCAGCAAGGGGGAUCGGAGGAUGGAGGGUGCGGUGCGGGUCUUGCUUGGAGAUGCGGUGGCGCAGAUCAAGGGCGGGCGGCUGACGGGCGUGGCGAUGCCCAAGGUGCCGGCGCUGCCAGCGCUGCCAGCGCUGCCGAAGCUACCGGGUCUGGGACGGAAAGGGUAGUGUGGACGCGAGGGGCUGUUUUCUAGCGCGGCGUUGCGGCUCGUGUUGUACUGUUGAUGUUUGGAUGUUGUGUUGUAUAUACGCCAACGCGAGCGCUGUUGUAUGAAUACAUACGUGCAUACAUACAUACAUAUACUCUCACGUCUCU
This is a messenger RNA of Boeremia exigua, 1664 nucleotides long. RefSeq names its product acyl CoA binding protein-domain-containing protein. Gene Ontology annotation, biological process: fatty acid metabolic process. The transcript has 4 exons. Lineage: Eukaryota; Fungi; Ascomycota; Dothideomycetes; Pleosporales; Didymellaceae. Bases 287 to 1516 code for a protein of 409 amino acids. Gene Ontology annotation, molecular function: fatty-acyl-CoA binding. The record is from RefSeq and is a predicted model, not a curated record.